This is a messenger RNA of Phyllostomus discolor (pale spear-nosed bat), 2266 nucleotides long. RefSeq names its product transmembrane protein 236 (gene TMEM236). Lineage: Eukaryota; Metazoa; Chordata; Mammalia; Chiroptera; Phyllostomidae. The record is from RefSeq and is a predicted model, not a curated record. The coding region runs from base 988 to 2190 and encodes 400 amino acids. The transcript is spliced from 4 exons.
CUCCCCACCACAGUCCAUGUAAAAUGGACUUUUACAUUCCAGCCCCAGCUGACUUUUCUAGUGUCACCUUCCCCUGUUGCCACAUGGCACACUGGACUCUGUAACCCAUUCCAGCCUCCUUGCUUCUUUUUACUGCCUGAAAUGUCACUGACAUCUCGACACCUGCUAUCCACAAUCCUGGUUCUUAUGGUUCCCUCCCCUUUCCCACAGACCAAAGAGGAAGUUUUCUUCUGUGUUACCAUAGCAUUUACAUUAUAAUUCUGACCUCAGUUAUUCUUGUUGCUCAUAGUUUCUCUCCUCCUGUGAACUGUGAGCAGUUUCAUGGCAGGAACCUUCUAUCAUCACUCCUUCAUCCUCACGCCCCAACACCUGGCAAAGUGCUCAUCACAGGUGUUGAGGAAGGAUAUUUGUGGAAACAAUUGUGAUUUAAGUAUUUGAUAUCCAUUGGGGCUUGCUGUAGAUUGCUCUCAAUUAAGUAUUAAUCCUGAUAACAGGUUUCUAAUAUCACCGUGUUAGUUUCCUGACCAGCAAAAUAAAAAUGUUCAUCUAUGCUACACAGCAAUUCAUGUGUAAGAACAAAUAAACAGCUCAAGUGCCAGGAAGAAUGUUGGCAAACUGCUUUCUCAAGUCCACUGAAGAAAAGUGAGGGGUCGCUUGCCAAGAUGAAGACUCAGAUUUUGGAUAUUUUGCUUGGCCUGAAUUUGCUUAGAUAUAAAAAUAGGGGAUUAAAUUCUCCUGUAACUUUAAAAUUAUAUUCUUGCAAUGAUUCUACUUACCAAGUGUUAAAUUUACAUAAACAUUUUUUGGUGCUCAAAUUAGCAAUAAAACCUACACUAAAAGUCCUCUUUCCAGCAACGCCUCAAAGCAUGGUCUGAAGUUUAUUUGACCACUAAUAAUGGAUGUGCAAACACAUUAGGUGAUCACUUCCACAACUGCUCUGCUUCUUUAAGAGAGCUCGGUUGUUAAGUUAGAAGAUCAUUGAACCAUAUGAGGGUCAAUAAAAGAAUAAAAAUAUCAUUCAUUACUGAUCUGAGUACAAGGAACUUGAUCCUAGUUCAGUAUCUGUGUCCAUACACUGCUGACCGGCAUUGGAGGGGGACUGUCUGGUCUCUGCAGUCACAUUUCCUCGGGAUGGCUUCGGGCAGUCUAAUCAAGCUGCUGGUAUUUGAGAUUCUUGAGUUUGCUGCUUUCUCCAUUCCCACGCUUGUGAUUAUGGAACAGUUUGCAACUGCCUAUCAAGUGACAAGGAAUAAUGCAGAAAAAACUCACUAUUGGCUGAUCGUCUCCUGUUCAAUUGCCUAUGUGGCUUCAGUGAGCCUAUUGGUUUGGGUUCCCAUAAAAGUUCUCUUAUACAAGAAACAUCGUCUUACAAAAAAAAUUAAAGGAUGGCGACCUGUUAUGAUGAUGUGUGUGGUAUGCACCACGCUCCCCAGCUUCAGCUUUUCUAUAGCAGUGACUGAGGUUCAAAAGAAUAUUAAUGGUUCUGCUGAUGUCUUACCUAACACCUUGCCUGAUCUGCCAGUCUCUCUGGUUCUGACUUCCUUGAUCAUAGUUGACAUUAUUGAAAAACUCAGGAUAUAUCCUCUUAGAGGAAGGCAAAAGAGUGAUGAAGAAAGGCACAUCCAUACUUCCACUGUGCAGCAAAUAAAAACUGUGACGGAUCAAGUGAGGCAAAGUGAAGGAAACGCUGCUGCGCAUCCCCAGCCAGCCAAGAGGACAGCGCUGUCAAUGCCAUCAGUCGCCACAACGCAGAGGCCUGCUCCUGAGCAGGCUGGGCCCCAGGAGCCCUCCUUCCAAUCUGGAAUCCUGAGAGCUCUGUCCCAACAGGACGUCCGAGCGGAGAUUUUCCUGUGGAGCUUUCUGCUGUGGUCGGACACCGUAGAAAUGAUGCGUGUGGCUGGUCACCACGCCGUGUACAAGUCAGCCUGGAUAUACCCAGUUUAUAUAUUUAGUUUUAUUUCACUUCUGCGAAUUAUACUCACUCCUCAGAACCCUCUUCUGAAUUCCCUGGGCAUCCUGCUCCAGGAUUUACCCUUUACUUUUGUCAGACUCAGUUUAAUCAUUGACUUGGGAACUAUCACCCCUGUAUUGGGCCUAUGCAAAAAUGUACUGGUGACUCUCUCUUAUGUUUACUUCAAUCACUUAACCAAAUUCAGGGUGUUCUCUACCUUUGAAUUCUCUUCAUUUUAAAAAGAAAAUGUAAUAUAGUCAAACCUCUUUAUUAUGCAUGUGUACACAUUUGUAUUAUUAUUUUCUGGGGCAUAAG